Molecule: messenger RNA, 1389 nt
Organism: Pseudovirgaria hyperparasitica
Lineage: Eukaryota; Fungi; Ascomycota; Dothideomycetes; Acrospermales; Acrospermaceae
Product: translation elongation factor Tu
Exons: 3
Coding region: 1-1389 (462 amino acids)
Biological process (GO): mitochondrial translational elongation
Cellular component (GO): mitochondrion
Molecular function (GO): GTPase activity; translation elongation factor activity; GTP binding
Source: RefSeq, a predicted model, not a curated record
AUGAUCAUUCCCACAUUCUCGCGAGCCGCGUGGCGGACGAGUUGUGCCUUUGUCAGGCCCUCCUCAAGCUCUCCUAUCCAGCAAGCUCUUGGUUCGAAGGGCUCGAUUGUAUACGGGUCUGCCGUACGGAGAUACGCAGUAGGAAAAUUCUCUCGUGACAAGCCUCACUGCAAUAUCGGAACCAUUGGCCAUGUCGACCAUGGAAAAACCACCCUCACAGCUGCUAUCACGAAACGUCAGUCAGAGAAAGGAUUCGCCAACUACUCAGAAUAUGGUGCCAUCGACAAGGCUCCCGAGGAGCGCAAGCGUGGUAUCACAAUCUCCGCCGCACAUCUCGAGUAUGCAACAGAGAAUAGGCAUUACUCCCAUGUCGACUGUCCAGGUCACGCCGAUUACAUCAAGAACAUGAUCACUGGUGCGGCCAGUAUGGACGGAUCCAUCAUUGUGGUUGCUGCUUCCGACGGACAAAUGCCCCAGACAAGAGAGCAUCUACUACUAGCCCGUCAGGUUGGCGUUCAAAGACUCGUCGUGUUUGUCAACAAAGUCGACGUCAUCGAGGACCAGGAGAUGUUGGAGCUCGUAGAGAUGGAAAUGAGAGAACUACUUAGCACCUACGGCUUUGAAGGCGACGACACACCCAUCGUGAUGGGCUCCGCACUAUGUGCUAUCGAGGGUAAACGACCGGAAAUUGGCGUUGAAAAGAUCGACGAGCUUUUAACCGCCGUGGAUACGUGGAUCCCAACCCCUGAGCGCGACCUGGACAAACCGUUCCUGAUGGCGGUCGAGGACGUCUUCUCCAUUCCUGGACGAGGUACUGUCGCUUCUGGACGUGUUGAGCGCGGUAUCCUCAAACGCGAUACAGAAGUUGAACUAGUUGGAUACAAUGAAGCACCUAUCAAGACCAAGGUUACGGACAUUGAGACCUUCAGAAAGUCAUGCGAAGAGUCUCAGGCCGGCGACAACUCUGGUAUUCUCCUUCGUGGAGUCAAGCGUGAGGAUGUCAAGCGUGGCAUGGUCAUUGCCAUCCCUGGAUCCAUCAAAGGCCACAGGAAGUUCCUUGUCUCGCUCUACGUCCUUACAAAGGAAGAAGGAGGACGUCACACCGGGUUCAAGAGCAACUAUAGGCCACAGCUUUACUUCCGUACCGCUGAUGAGGCAUGCGAUCUCUCGUGGCCAGAGGGCACUGAGGACAUCAGGCACAAGACGGCAAUGCCUGGUGACAACUGUGAGAUGGUUUGCGAAUUGUACCAUCCGAUUGCUAUCGAGAAAGGACAGCGGUUCAACGUUCGCGAGGGUGGCCGAACUAUCGCAACUGGUCUUGUCACACAGAUCAUACCGACCACUGGUCCUUCAGUCUUCGAGAACAUAGUUUCCAAACAUGGUGCUUAA